AAAACAUUGUUAAUUAAUUAAAAAGAAAAAAAGAGAAAGAUUUUUAAUUUCUUUGCAAAUAAUAGAUUCAAUCAAUAAUAAAGAUACUAACUUACUUACUUACAUUUGCCAUUUUAAAAUGAUCAAAAAAAUUAUACAAACAAGAGGACUAUACAAUUUGUUGAAAGCUCCAUUUUCUUAAGAACCUUUGCUAAGUUCAGGUAAUUACAACACAGCAGAUAAGCGCUCAAUUUAUUUAGAUUUUCAAGCAACAACUCCAUUGGAUUUCAGAGUUCUUGAUAAAAUGAUGCCUUAUCAAACAAAUAUGUAUGGAAACCCUCAUUCUAGAUCUCAUGAAUAUGGGUGGGCCACAGAAAAAGCUACUGAAGAUGCAAGAGCUUAAGUAGCUGAUCUUAUUGGCGCAGAUCCAAAGGAAAUUACUUUUACUUCAGGUGCAACUGAAUCAAAUAACUAAGCAUUAAAGGGAUUAGCCGCUUUCUAUGGAAAGAAGAAGAAACAUAUUAUUACUACUUAAAUUGAGCAUAAAUGUAUUUUAGAUACCUGUAGAAAUUUAGAAGAAUAAGGAUAUGAAAUUACUUAUCUUCCCGUUUAAAAAAAUGGUUUAGUUGAUUUAGAAGUUUUUAAAAACGCUAUUCGUCCAGAUACUCUUGUAGCUUCUAUUAUAUUAGUUCACAACGAAAUAGGUGUAAUUUAAGAUAUCAAAACAAUAGGAAAAAUAUGUAGAGACAAUAAAGUUUUCUUCCAUACAGAUGCUGCAUAAGCACUUGGAAAAAUCCCUAUUAAUGUAGAUGAAAUGAAUAUUGAUUUAAUGUCUAUGUCUAGUCAUAAAGUUUAUGGACCUAAGGGUAUCGGAGGUUUAUAUGUUAGAAGAAAACCCAAAGUUAGAAUUUUACCAAUUAUUAAUGGUGGUGGAUAAGAAAGAGGUUUAAGAAGUGGAACUCUUGCUCCUCAUUUGUGUGUUGGUUUUGGUGAGGCUUGUGAAAUUGCCAAGAGAGAAAUGGAUAACGAUAAAAAACAUAUUUAAAGGCUUUCAGAAAAAUUCUUGAAAGAAGUCUACCAACGUAUUCCAAAUAUAUAUAUAAAUGGUGAUAAGGAUCAAAGAUAUGUCGGUAACAUAAAUAUUUCCUUUGAAUUCGUUGAAGGAGAAAGUUUAAUGAUGGGUAUCAAGUAAUGUGCUGUGUCAAGUGGCUCUGCAUGUACUUCUGCUUCUCUUGAACCAUCUUAUGUCUUAAGAGCUCUCGGUGUCAACGAAGAAUUAGCUCACACUUCAUUACGUAUUGGAUUUGGUCGCUUUACUACUGAUGAGGAAGUCGAUUAUUUAAUUAACCUCUUGUCUGAAAAAGUUUCUAAAUUAAGAGAAAUGUCUCCUCUUUGGGAAAUGAUUUAGGAAGGUAUUGACAUUAAAGAAAUUUAAUGGUCCCAACCUCAUUGAAAUAAAUAAAAAUUAAAUUUAUAAUAAGUGUAUUUAUUUACUGUAUAUUAUUAUUUAUUAUUUUAAAAUAAUAAUCUCAUUU
Tetrahymena thermophila SB210 is the source of this 1514-nucleotide messenger RNA. RefSeq names its product cysteine desulfurase. The transcript is spliced from 7 exons. The record is from RefSeq and is a predicted model, not a curated record. NCBI's taxonomy places the organism in Eukaryota, Ciliophora, Oligohymenophorea, Hymenostomatida, Tetrahymenidae. Gene Ontology annotation, molecular function: cysteine desulfurase activity; pyridoxal phosphate binding. Gene Ontology annotation, cellular component: mitochondrion; cytosol. Gene Ontology annotation, biological process: [2Fe-2S] cluster assembly.